Messenger RNA from Dendrobium catenatum, 3007 nucleotides. RefSeq names its product linoleate 13S-lipoxygenase 2-1, chloroplastic. Gene Ontology annotation, biological process: lipid oxidation. The record is from RefSeq and is a predicted model, not a curated record. Lineage: Eukaryota; Viridiplantae; Streptophyta; Magnoliopsida; Asparagales; Orchidaceae. Bases 57 to 2807 code for a protein of 916 amino acids. Gene Ontology annotation, molecular function: protein binding; oxidoreductase activity, acting on single donors with incorporation of molecular oxygen, incorporation of two atoms of oxygen; metal ion binding. The transcript has 8 exons.
CUUCCAUCCUCCUCUGCUCUCCACACUUCCUCCCUUCUUAACUAAGAGGCUAAAUUAUGCUGAACCCUACACUUCAUACAAGAAGCCUCUCUUCCUCUUUCUCCUCCCUUUGCCUAAACAGCUGGCAAUGGCAACCAUUAUCAGCUCCAAUGGCGAAAUCCCUCUCCUUCUUAGCUCCUGCAACCUCUGCCGGCGGCAAAAAAGCUCAGAGAAGAAGCGGCGGAAUCCGAUGUUCGUCUGAGGCGGCCGACGAGGCUCAGGUUUCUCUGCUCACGAAGGCUAAGAUCCCUACAAAGCUGAAGGCAGUGGUGACUGUCAAUUUAACAAUUGGGGGGAUUUUUUCGCAUGUUGGCAUGACCCGUGGGCUUGAUGACUUUGCAGAUCUGAUGGGCAGGAGCCUCUACCUUGAACUUCUGAGCAAGGAGAUUGAUCCGAAGACUGGAUCGGAGAAGAAGCCAGUAGGAGUAUAUGCUCAUAAAAUAGGCCAUAAUGCAACGGAAGCCAAGUAUGAAGGCGAGUUCACGAUUCCUCAAGAUUUUGGUGGGAUUGGAGCGAUCCUUGUGACAAAUGAGCAUCAUAAGGAGAUACGCCUCAAAGAUAUUGUCCUUACGACGGAUGACGAUGAGGCUUCUUCCUUUACAAUAGAUUGUCAAUCAUGGGUGCACUCCAAAUUUGACAAUCAUGACAAGAGAAUUUUCUUCACAAGCAAGUCCUACCUCCCCUCGGAUACACCAGCUGGACUCAAAAGCUACAGAGACAAAGAGCUGAAAGCCCUUCGAGGCAGCGGCACUGGAGAGCGCAAGCCCUUCGAACGAAUCUACGACUACGAUGUGUACAAUGACCUCGGUGAUCCUGAUAUCCAUCCUGAUAACGCCAGGCCAGUUCUUGGUGGCAAUAAACAGUUACCUUACCCUAGACGUUGCAGAACUGGUCGCCCUAAAACAAAAACUGAUCCGAAAGUGGAGAAGAGGGCAGGGAACUUCUACAUACCGAGAGAUGAGGCAUUCUCCGAGAUAAAGCAGGCGCAGUUCUCAGCGAAGACGCUUAGAUCAGUGAUGCACGCUGUUGUGCCUUCCAUUAACUCGGCCUUAGUGGACAAGAACAGAAGCUUUCCUUACUUCACAGCUAUAGAUUCCCUCUUUGACGAGGGGCUUAAUCUCGGCGACCAAGGUGGUAAUGCUGGUGGCGCAUUCAGCACAGUCAUCCCCAGGCUUAUUAAGGCUGUCUCUGAAGCUGAUGAUUUUCUUCUGCGCUUUGAGAUUCCGGAGAUGAUGGAAAGGGACAAGUUCUCCUGGUUUAGAGAUGAAGAAUUCUCCAGGCAGACAUUAGCAGGCAUCAAUCCUCUCAGUAUCCAGCUGCUCACAGAAUUUCCCAUUGUUAGCAAACUUGAUCCAAAGAUCUAUGGUCCUGCGAAAUCAGGAAUAACAAAGGAGAUCAUUGAACGAGAAAUUAGAGGUUACAUGACCGUUGAGCAGGCGUUGAAGGAGAAGAAGCUUUUCAUACUAGACUUUCACGACCUCUACCUCCCUUACGUGAACAAAGUGCGAACACUCGAGAAUACAACACUAUAUGGCUCCCGCACCAUCUUCUUCCUCAACCCGGACGACACUUUGCGCCCCAUUGCCAUUGAGCUGACCCGCCCCAAGUCCCCGACGAAGCCCCACUGGAGUCGGGUCUUUGCCAACUCUUGGGAUGCCACCGGAACGUGGUUAUGGCGACUGGCUAAGGCCCACGUCGGGGCACAUGAUUCAGGCUACCACCAGCUCGUCAGCCACUGGUUGCGCACCCACUGCUGUGCUGAGCCGUACAUCAUCGCCGCCAACAGACAGCUCAGUGCGAUGCACCCGAUCUACCGGCUGUUGUUUCCGCACUUCCGGUACACCAUGGAGAUCAAUGCCCUGGCGAGGGAGUCUCUUAUUAAUGCCGGAGGGAUCAUUGAAGGGGGAUUCUCGCCGGGGAAGUAUUCGGUGGAGCUCAGCUCGGUGGCUUACGGCCAGCUGUGGCGGUUCGACAUGGAAGCUCUUCCUGCCGACCUUAUCAGAAGGGGAAUGGCAGUGGAAGAUCCGACGGCGGAGCACGGCCUUCGUCUAACCAUCAAAGACUACCCUUACGCCGCCGACGGGCUCCUCAUCUGGUCAACCAUCAAGCAAUGGGUCACCGACUACGUGAACCAGUACUACGAGAGCUCGGCCCAAGUAAUCGAGGACCCCGAGCUGCAAGCCUGGUGGGCUGAAAUCCGCAACGUGGGCCACGGCGACAAGAAAGACGAGCCAUGGUGGCCGGUCCUGAACUCCACCGACUCCCUCAUCGGUAUCCUCACCACCAUCAUCUGGACCGUCACCGGCCACCACGCCGCCGUCAAUUUCGGCCAAUACCACUACGCCGGUUACUUCCCCAACCAGCCCACUACCGCCCGAGUCAACCUUCCGAUCGAAGAAGGCGAACCGGCCGACCGGAUGACUCAGUUUAUGAGCCGGCCGGAGAACGAGCUGCUCAAGUGUUUUCCAUCUCAGAUGCAGGCGUCAGUCAUCAUGGCGGUGCUCGACAUUCUGUCGAGCCACUCGCCUGACGAGGAGUACCUCGGGGUUGGACCGGAAGCGGCUUAUGCGGCCGAACCUGCGGUUCAGGCCGCUUUUGAGCGGUUUAGUGGCCGGCUCAAGGAGAUUGAGGGUAUUAUAGAUGGGAGGAACCUGGAUGCGGGGUUAAAGAACCGGUGCGGGGCCGGGAUCGUGCCCUACGAGUUGCUUAAACCGUUUUCGGAAGCCGGAGUUACGGGUAAGGGAAUUCCGACUAGCAUUUCUAUCUAGGGUUGAAGUCGGUGUAACUCGAUUUCCCUGACUCGGUUCAUCUUGUCCGGUUUAUGUUUGGAGAGAUGAGGUGAGGAAAAAAAAACCAAAUGGGAUAAUAAAAAAAUAAGAACCGAGAGUUUGUCGUUGAGUGGGUUUAGUCCCAACUCGGUUGUUUCUGAUGUUAUUAUUUGAAGAAACUUUUUUUUUUUUUUCUAAUU